AAUGUUCAACAGAUUCUCUUUGGUUCACCGAAUAUCUAACACAAAACUUUAACACUAUCUAACUCAUCACACGUUAUCUUAAACAGUUGAUUCUUUAAUCUAACUUCACUUUGAUUCAUCCGCAACUUAACUGCAUGGCUACACAUUUCAGUCCUUGCUCUUCUUCAAUCAAACACAAGACACAACAACUCUUCAGUAGGUUCAUUUUUAUCUCAAGAAAGUGUUGUUUCUCCUCAUGGGUAUCUCAGAUUCAACCAAGAACACAUUCAAGAAAGCGGUUUCAACUCAAAUCCUCAAAUGGGUAUCCUUUAAAUGCCGUGUCUUUGCACGACAGUUUAGAUGGAAAACCUCUGACCAAAGAGCACUUUGGGCCUCAGGGGAAAGAGGCCUCGAUUCCCUUGGCAGAAUUUGAAAAGAUUGAGUCUACUCUUAGCAUAACAGUAGUAGGAGCUUCAGGGGACCUUGCUAAGAAGAAGAUUUUUCCAGCACUUUUCGCUCUCUUUUACGAAGAUUGUCUACCUGAGGAUUUUUCAGUUUUCGGUUAUGCUCGGACUAAAUUGACUGACGAGGAGCUCAGGAACAUGAUUAGCCAAACUUUAACUUGCAGAAUUGAUAAGAAGGAAAAUUGUGAAGACAAAAUGGAUCAGUUCUUGAAGAGAUGCUUUUACCAAUCAGGUCAGUACAACUCUGAGGAACAUUUUGCAGAAUUAGACAGCAAACUGAAAGAGAAAGAGGCAGGAAAACUGUCAAACAGGUUGUUUUACUUAUCAAUACCUCCAAACAUAUUUGUGGAUGUGGUGAGAUGUGCUAGCCUUAGAGCUUCAUCAGCAAAUGGUUGGACAAGGGUCAUAGUUGAAAAGCCAUUUGGUCGUGACUCAGAGUCUUCUGGUGACUUGACCAGAAGUUUUAAGAAGUACCUAACAGAGGAUCAAAUAUUCAGGAUUGACCAUUACUUGGGUAAGGAGCUUGUAGAAAAUUUAUCGGUGCUUCGGUUCUCAAAUCUUGUUUUUGAGCCUCUCUGGUCCAGAAACUACAUCCGAAAUGUGCAAUUUAUAUUUUCUGAAGAUUUUGGUACAGAGGGACGAGGAGGUUAUUUUGAUAACUAUGGAAUCAUACGGGAUAUAAUGCAAAAUCAUCUCCUGCAAAUAUUAGCACUAUUUGCAAUGGAAACUCCUGUUAGUUUAGAUGCUGAAGAUAUUAGGAAUGAGAAGGUAAAGGUUCUAAGAUCAAUGAAACCGCUUCUACUUGAAGAUGUAAUUGUUGGUCAAUAUAAGGGCCACAGCAAGGGUGGUAAAUCAUAUCCUGCUUACACUGAUGACCCAACUGUGCCAAAGGGCAGUCUCACACCAACAUUUGCGGCAGCAGCUCUUUUUAUCAAUAAUGCCAGAUGGGAUGGUGUUCCUUUCCUGAUGAAAGCAGGCAAAGCUCUCCACACCAAGCGUGCAGAGAUCAGAGUUCAGUUUAGACACGUUCCUGGAAACUUAUUCAAGCGGAAUUUUGGAACUGAUUUAGACAAGGCUACAAAUGAGCUUGUGCUUCGUGUGCAACCUGAUGAAGCUAUAUAUCUGAGGAUCAAUAACAAAGUUCCUGGUCUUGGAAUGAGAUUGGAUCGCAGUGACCUUAAUUUGCUUUAUCGAGCAAGGUAUCCUAGGGAAAUACCAGAUGCAUAUGAGAGGUUACUCUUAGAUGCAAUAGAAGGAGAACGUAGGUUGUUCAUUCGAAGUGAUGAGCUUGAUGCUGCUUGGGCACUAUUCACACCGCUAUUGAAGGAUCUUGAAGAAAAGAAGAUUGUUCCAGAGCUGUAUCCUUAUGGUAGCCGAGGACCAGUUGGAGCACAUUAUCUUGCUGCUAAGUACAAUGUUCGAUGGGGAGAUCUCAGUGGUGAAGACUCAUGAAAGGCAAAACGUCCAAUGAUUUUGCAAUGCUCAUUAAGCAACAAUUGAUUCUUUCGAGUGCAUAAUAUGUUUUGCUCAAUGUUGUCGCAUAGGUAAUACUGAGGCUUGAUUUAUGGUGGAUGAGGAUGCAUUCAAACAUUGAAUAAUUUGAAGCUGAGUGUAAUGUAUAUACUAUAAAAGUACAAAUGAUAAAUAGUAUGCAUAUGAAGUGGAAACUUUAAGAUCUGGGAAUAAAAGAAUCUGAUCUGUCUGAGUUGUUGUGA
Messenger RNA from Pistacia vera, 2158 nucleotides. RefSeq names its product glucose-6-phosphate 1-dehydrogenase, chloroplastic. Gene Ontology annotation, cellular component: chloroplast stroma. Gene Ontology annotation, biological process: glucose metabolic process; pentose-phosphate shunt, oxidative branch. Gene Ontology annotation, molecular function: glucose-6-phosphate dehydrogenase activity; NADP binding. The record is from RefSeq and is a predicted model, not a curated record. The transcript is spliced from 10 exons. Lineage: Eukaryota; Viridiplantae; Streptophyta; Magnoliopsida; Sapindales; Anacardiaceae. The coding region runs from base 135 to 1895 and encodes 586 amino acids.